AUGAAACCGUCGGUCAACAUGCUCAAGCAGGCCGUUUCCAGCGCCGUCAAGGCUCAGGUGCCCGUCAUCGACGCCUCUCCGUCGUACAUCCCCAACGCCAACUUCGCCAAGCUGCCCCAGAAGCUGCAGGACUUUUUCCAGCGGUUCCCUCCCCAGCCAUUUGUCAACUACUCGGCCAAGAAGGGGUUCAAGGACGCCCCCAACGCCAACCCCUUCCUGCCCAACAAGUCGCGAGUCACCAACAAGACCCACAAGCCUCUGUACUCGCUGAGACGACAGUCGGACCUGUACAAGCUGGCCCAUAAGCACGGAGUGCACGAGCUGCUUCCUCCCAUGGAAAAGACCUUCUUCGAGACCCGACACGAGCAGGCCAAGCCUCUGAUUGGCGAGAUGGUGUGGAAGAAGCAUAUCCGAGAAAAGACCAAGGAGUCGCGAAAGGAAAAGAUUGCCAAGGCCUUGGAGACCAUGGACGAGAAGAUUGCCGAGGCAAAGGGAAAGAAACACUGGGAGAGAUUGGAGCGACGGGAGCGAGAGAAGAAGCAGUGGGUUUAG
This is a messenger RNA of Yarrowia lipolytica CLIB122, 552 nucleotides long. Its product is annotated as mitochondrial 54S ribosomal protein mL59. The record is from RefSeq and is a predicted model, not a curated record. Lineage: Eukaryota; Fungi; Ascomycota; Dipodascomycetes; Dipodascales. Gene Ontology annotation, cellular component: mitochondrial large ribosomal subunit. Gene Ontology annotation, molecular function: structural constituent of ribosome.